AUGAGGUCGCGGAAGUUGGAGUUGGAGGUUAAGUGGAUUGAGAGUGAGGUAGUUACAGUGAUAAAGUUGGGAUCAUCAUGGGCUUCUGGCUUUGUCAAAAUUGAAGAAAUCCCCGUGAUUGAGAAGCCAAAGCUGGAGCUUGCGCCAGCAAUGAUAAUAGUAGUAGAAAUGUAUGCGGAUGGAGAAGAAGAAGAGUCGAAGUUGAACUGGGCCUCUAAGACGCCUGAUAUGAGUACAGAAUAA
Molecule: messenger RNA, 243 nt
Organism: Sclerotinia sclerotiorum 1980 UF-70
Lineage: Eukaryota; Fungi; Ascomycota; Leotiomycetes; Helotiales; Sclerotiniaceae
Exons: 2
Coding region: 1-243 (80 amino acids)
Source: RefSeq, a predicted model, not a curated record